This is a messenger RNA of Styela clava, 1821 nucleotides long. The record is from RefSeq and is a predicted model, not a curated record. Lineage: Eukaryota; Metazoa; Chordata; Ascidiacea; Stolidobranchia; Styelidae.
AUGGAAUAUCCUUUUCAUUGUACGUUAUAUUACGGACCUCACCCUGUUGAAUGUUUGGUAACGAUCUGGAUUUUGGAACUUUGUUUACCUGAUGGUCAUAAACAUCCAACUAAACUUUCCAAUGAAGUCUUGGAACGGCAUGAUCAAAUGAAUCAAAGAGAAAUUAUAAGUGAAUUCAAGUCUAUCAAAUCUUCUGCGGAUGAAGGUGAUCAUGACAAUCAGAAUUUUUGUUUCGGAAUGGCAUAUCCCAAGCACUGUGAUGAGUAUUAUGGACCAUACAUUAUUGAUUGUCUCAAAACAAUUUGGGAAAUGGUAAGAUGCCUUCCUGAUGGAUCAAAGUUUCCACCGAAACUUGACUCAGCAGAAAUUGAUGGAUUCAAUGGAAUGGGAUUGACUCCACUCAUUGAACUCUUCAACACGUCUGCACUUUCUGCCGAUAAGGGCGAUGUCAAUUUCCAACAGGAAUGUUUUGGAUUGGAAUAUCCUGAGGGCUGUGUCAACUACUACGGGCCACAUCCCAUGGAAUGCUUAAUCACAAUAUGGAAAUCAUUCGAAUGUUUGGAACUUGGUACAAGAUUUCCAGAAAAACUUUCAGAAUCUGAACUUGAACGAAUUGAUAAUCUCAAUAUCAGGAAUGUAACUUCCGAGUUUAGGAAUAUCAGAAAUGCAGCGGAUAGUGCUAAUCAAGAUUCCCAGAUGUAUUGUUUUGGAAUGAAAUAUCCUCUGCACUGUUUGAAGUACUACGGUCCAAAUCCAGUCAAUUGUUUGGAAACUAUAUGGAAAUCUGCACGGUGUAUAGAAGAAGGUGUCAAGCAUCCACCAAAAUUAGAGGAAUCUGAACUGACAAGACGUGGCAAACAAAAUUUGAGAGAAAUUAUUGAUGAAUUCAAUGCAACUAAAUCAGCAGCCGAUACUGGAAAUGUAGACAAUCAAAAUGAUUGCUUCGGAUUACCUUAUCCUAACCACUGUGAUAAGUAUUAUGGCCCAUAUUCUGUUGAAUGCCUAACUACAAUAUGGACCUCGGUGAGAUGUUUACCGGAAGGUGAUGAAUAUCCUCAUAAGUUAUCUGAAAAUGCUGUCACAGCUUUUACUGAAAUGGGACUAAGACCAUUGAUUGCGAAAUUCAAUGCAACAUCUUUGGCUUCUGAUAACGGAGAUACCGAUCAUCAGUUGAAAUGCUUUGGAAUGGAAUAUCCUCAACACUGCACCAAAUACUAUGGAUCACAUCCUGUGUCUUGUUUGAAAACCAUAUGGAGUGAUUUCGAAUGUUUGGACUUCGGAACAAAAUAUCCUGAUAAACUUAUGGAAGAUGAGUUAGAACGUUAUGAUACAUUCACUUUGAGAGAAAUAAUUGCAGAUUUUGAAAAUACAAGAAAGCAGGCGGAUAAAGCUUCGUUACAGCAUCAGCAGUAUUGCUUUGGAAUAGAUUAUCCUCUUCAUUGCACAUUGUAUUAUGGGCCUCAUCCUCUUGAUUGCUUGAUAACAAUAUGGAUUUCUGCAAGAUGUUUACUUGCUGGUGAAAAACAUCCAACUAAAUUAACGCAGGAUGUAUUGGACCAGCAUGAUGAAAAGAAUUUAAGAGAAAUAAUUAAUGAAUUCAAUGCUACUAAAUCUGCUGCAGAUAGUGAUGAUAAAGAUUCUCAGAAAUAUUGCUUUGGACUUGUUUAUCCUGAUGACUGCUCAAAAUAUUAUGGUCCAUAUCCUGUACCAUGCUUGGAAACUAUUUGGGAAAUGGUUAGAUGUCUUCCAGACGGAACUGAAUAUCCACUAAAACUUCCCCAAACUACUAUUGAUAGCUUUAAUGGAAUGGGUCUCACGUGA